UUUAACUGCGCCCGAGAAAGGGAUGGGAUGAAGUGAUCAACCUGUCGAAACAGAUAUCUACUGAACCAUGACCAGUGCGCUGAGAUGUUCACUCCCCCCUUCCUGUUGUACGCUGUCAAAAGAGUCAAUCAUACAGAAAAUCAGUAGAGACGGGACAAGUUUCUGUUGGCGACAGACACUUAUCGAUCAGCACAUCGAACACCACAACCAGUCUGGCAAGAGCGACAAUGACUGGCACUCAGAACGCGCCAAAGAUGGCUUGUGAAAGCGGUAGUGAUGAGACAAGGGGAACGCAAGAACUUACACCGCUGAAACUAUACAUUGACUUGCCCCUCCGGGCGGACCCGUGGGCGGCAUUGAGUAUCGAUGUUAAGGUCGAUAAGCCUGAUCGUCCACUUCUCGAUCAUGUGGGCAAGCAGAGCGACCUGGCAAUCGGCCUUGUCAAAACGCCGCUGAGAGCUCAGCUGUGA
Messenger RNA from Cladophialophora immunda, 470 nucleotides. RefSeq lists its product as uncharacterized. Bases 228 to 470 code for a protein of 80 amino acids. The record is from RefSeq and is a predicted model, not a curated record. Lineage: Eukaryota; Fungi; Ascomycota; Eurotiomycetes; Chaetothyriales; Herpotrichiellaceae. The transcript has 2 exons.